Molecule: messenger RNA, 2970 nt
Organism: Siniperca chuatsi (mandarin fish)
Lineage: Eukaryota; Metazoa; Chordata; Actinopteri; Centrarchiformes; Sinipercidae
Product: N-acetyllactosaminide beta-1,3-N-acetylglucosaminyltransferase 3-like
Exons: 2
Coding region: 150-1298 (382 amino acids)
Cellular component (GO): membrane
Molecular function (GO): hexosyltransferase activity
Source: RefSeq, a predicted model, not a curated record
GGGACUCCUGACUCGGAAACGGACACCGCCCAUCAGGCUGCGCAGCCGACCAGAGCACAUAAUCAUGCGCCUGCACACUGGAUUUAUUAAUAAUCUUUGUAGCUCAGAGACGGACGAGAGGCUCUAUCUCCUUUUAACGAGUUUCAAGGAUGAGAAACAUCAGAGCAAAAACUUUCUUGCUGGCAGGAGCUCUUGGUCUGUUGGUCCUCCAUCUCUGUAAAGAUUUUAUUGAUCACAAAACCAUCCAUCUCCCCAUAGAUGUGAGAGAGGGUCACAGUCAAUUACAGCAACACGCCACAAAGACUUCCUACACAUUCUCCUGGACAAGAUGUCAACAAAAUAUGUCUGCUGCCAACAUCACAGGCUUCAGCUCUCUUCCUGGUGGUAUAAAAGACUUUCUCUACUAUCGACACUGUCGCCAUUUCCCCAUGCUAAUGGACCUUCCUGACAAAUGUGGAGGACCCGAUAAAUCAGCAGAAGUCUUCCUUCUGUUGGUCAUUAAAAGCUCCCCUGUGAACUACGAACGCCGAGAGGUGCUGCGCAAAACCUGGGCUAAAGAGAGGUUACACAAUGGUGUGUGGAUCAGAAGGAUCUUCAUCUCAGGAACGAUGGGUACUGGUUUUGAGAAAGAGAGACUGAACAAACUACUCGAGCUGGAGCAACAAGAGUACAGUGACAUCCUCCAAUGGGACUUUAGUGACACAUUCUACAACCUCACCUUGAAGCAGAUACUCUUCUUAGAAUGGAUGGAAAGAAACUGUCCGAACGCUCGCUUCCUGCUAAAUGGUGAUGAUGACGUCUUUGCCAACACAGACAACAUGGUCGAGUAUCUCCAAAGCCUCAAGGACAAUGAUGGAAGCAAGCACCUCUUUACUGGACAUCUGAUCCAGAAUGUGGGGCCCAUUAGAUCAUCAGGGAGCAAAUAUUUUAUCCCAGUUCAGAUUCAGGAGUCAGAGUCAUAUCCUCCCUACUGUGGUGGUGGGGGUUUCCUCUUGUCAGGUUAUACAGCUUUGGUCAUAUACCAUAUGUCCCAGUCCAUUGCCAUUCUUCCAAUUGAUGAUGUUUACAUGGGUAUGUGUCUGGCCAAAGCAGGACUCGCACCUGUUUCCCAUAUGGGUGUGAAGACAGCAGGACUGCACAUUCCCUCCAACGCACUAGAUGGAUACGAUCCUUGCUAUUAUAAAGAUGUUUUACUGGUGCACAGAUUCCUUUCAGCUAACAUGUAUCUUAUGUGGCACAGAAUACAUGAUCCUAAUCUGAAAUGUGGUCCCUCCAAGAAAAGGCUUAAGGAGCAUUAGUGUGUGACUCAUAGGUGAUUACACUUUGCUUCCUGCUUCUGCUCUUAGGUUGUGAGACUUUCUUCGUAUAUAUCAUGAGAAAAGGUUUGGACUGUUUUUCCACCACUGUUCAGCUGUCAAAUGGAACUUUUUUUAUUCGUUAAGUCAUCAAUGUGGGCGAGCAGUCAGCUGGGAACGGAAUGGAGGAGGUGAUUUUAUUCACAUGUUAGUAGCUUUCACUGGAAUGAAGGGGCUGACAUGUUUGUUUACCUCAUCCAUUGUUUUGUUGACUAAAAAUGAGGUUACAAAAACCCUGGGCUGCAUGUGUGGGAGUUUGGUUUGUGUAUGAGAUAUAUAUUUAAACAUUUAUUACUUCUGGCAGUUUAGCAGUGUGAUUGUGUUGUGACUAGGGCAAGGUAUUGAUCCAGGAUACAUUCUGACUGCCAACUGAAUCAUGUCCAUAGCACAUAAUUGUCCCACAGUCAACUACCAAAAGUUAGCACUUUUAUAUACUUUUACAUUUAUAUAAAAGUAUGAUUUAUUAAAGUAUUUAAAUUGUAUUUAGCAAACUUCUUGUAUACCUGUACACCGGUAUUGAAAUCUUUUGAACAAUACCCAACUCUAGGUGUGAGUGGUGCAGGGCUAUAAGGUUAUAUAGAAUGUGUCACAGUCUUACAAAAUAUCAUUCAAAAUUCCUCAGGGUUUCUUACGAAAUAAUGGUGUAAUGUAAUAUAGGUAGACUGACAAACUCUUCUCAGUAAAUCAGCCAUAAACUCACAGUAACCAAGGGAGCUGCUUAAUCAUUAAUCAGAUGUUUCUUCCGUCCCAUUUAUUGUGCAAUAGCAUCCACCAUGUUAUUAAAAUCCUGUACUCUGGCCUAGGGCUGGGCUGUAUAUCAGAAUAUCAAUUAAUGUGUGAUAGCCUGUAGAUAAGCUCAGGUUGCAGUAGUUACUGAAAGGCUUUGCGUUGUGAUUGCUAGCACAGAAAAUAAAGAAAAAGUCUGUUUAUGUAAUGUUACUAUGGCGUCUUCUGCUCAUGAUCCAAUGUCCAGUUUAGUGACCUAGGGUCAUACAGACUGACACUUAGAGGGAGGAGUUAAAGAGUUUGAUGGCCACAGGCAGGAAUGACUUCCUGUGGCGAUCUGUGGUGCAUUUUGGGGGGAUGAGUCUUUCGCUGAAGGUGCUCCUUUGCUUGACCAGCACGUCAUGGAGUGGGUGGGAGACAUUGUCCAGGAUGGCAUGUAGUUUGGCCAGCAUCCUCCUCUCUGACACCACCGCCACAGAGUCCAGGUCUACAUUUUUAUUAUUAUUUUAUUAUUAUCAUCUUACUAAUCUGUAUAGAUUUUAAUAGCACAUUUCUUCUGUUUAUGUAUAUGUUUAUAUUGCUAUAUUAUUUCACACUUGCUUUGACAAUGUUAACAUCUGUUUCCCAUGCCAAUAAAGCCUGCUGAAUUAAACUGAAUUGAGAGAGAGAGAGAAAGAGAAAGAAAAUAUGGGUAAGGUGAAAUAUGUUACUUGUUUCCCAAUUUUGUUUCCUUGUAGUUUGGUGAAUGUAUUAACCUCUUGCUGUUUUUCUAUAUCAUUAGAUUUGAUAGAGAUUGUACUGUAUCUCUGGAAUUUACAUUUCCUUGCAGGACAAGGACACAUCACACUGGUCAGAGUAAAGUAAAACCCAAAUAAAAAUUAAAUGAUUA